Molecule: messenger RNA, 1354 nt
Organism: Sodiomyces alkalinus F11
Lineage: Eukaryota; Fungi; Ascomycota; Sordariomycetes; Glomerellales; Plectosphaerellaceae
Exons: 2
Coding region: 347-1150 (267 amino acids)
Source: RefSeq, a predicted model, not a curated record
GUCACAAGUCAUUUGACUGCCGUUAACAAAAGAAAUGAAGCAAUAUUAAACUUUUCAGUCAGCCGAGCCAAAAGGCCAAGUGCCUCCCGGCUCAACCGGAGGAUUGGACGAGGCUAUUAUCACCAUCGUGUAUCCCUAUUCCGUACUGAUAUCCCUUUCUCACUCUUCUUUUUCCCAUUUACCUUAACCCUUACUUACUACCCUCCUCCACCCUCCUCCCUUUCGCGUCCCUUGCUGUAAUAUUUUCUUGCCCUUUCUGACCUCGGCCUUGCGACGCGACUCGAUACGCGUGCCACUUGUCCACUCAUACUCCUCUAAAGACAGACGGACGCCGCUCGACGACACCAUGCCUGGUCCACGAACAUCAACCAUGUCGGCAGGCACGCGCGCGUCGUUCAUGGACGGCAGGCCGUCAUGGUCCUCCUUUGAUGCCCUCUUCAAGCACCGCGAGAGGCCCGAUGUCGUUACUCCGACCACCAAGCUCACCGCCCACCAGGCCUUUUACCUUUUCGUCGUACAUGGCCUUUGCGCCAUGGCCAUAUCUGCUAUCAUCAACUUUGCCAUUGCCUACGCCAUGUACACCACCCAAGACCUCUCCCGCAACCCCAUCCGUCUCUUCCAGCUCCCCAAUACCCUCGCCGGCGACGCCGCCGUCACCAUCAUCAUCCAGUGCAUCAUAACAUGGCUCAUAGAACGCGUCUUCGUCCGGCACGAUCUCCACAACGGGGGCGUCAAACCCAUCGGCUUCGUCGCCGAGCCGAAAGGCCGGUUCCCACGAUGGUUCAUGCUCCUAAACGAAGACAACAACAACAAUACCCACCAUGAUACCGGGCCACGGCGGAAUAAAGUCAGGACCGCCCUCGCCAAUGCGGCACGUUUCGUCGCGACCCAGGCUCCUCGAGCGGCGGCCUUCAUUCUCGCCAGUUUCGUGUUAUUUUGGCCCGUAUCCGUCGGCGUGUUGACGACCAUCGGGAGGAAGAGCGGCGGCGACUGGGUCUUUGACGACCGCUGGGCGCCGCAGAUCUUCAAGGCCGUCCUGGGAGGCGCGCUGGCGCUGCUCACCACGCCGUUGAUGGCCGCGUUUUGGAUGGUGAGGGAUGGCUGGCUGCUGAGCAGGGCUCAGACUACCCAUGCCGCGUGGGUUGUUUGAGACAAUACCCCAAGGGGCAAAAGAAAGAAGAAAAAAACCACCGAGGCAUGAUAGAAUGGGCGGGACCGGGUUCUCUGGAGUACCUAUACGACUACGAGAGAUGACGAUUCACGACGCGGAGACGCGAUCAUAGACCUUACGAGCAUUAUUAGAUGCGCCUAUGAGCGACAGUAUACUUAAUCUUAAUGACUAUUUCAACCGGAG